UUAUAUUUUUUAAAAUUAUGAAACAGGAAAAAAAGAAGAGAAAAAAAAUGACCACAAAUUACAGUGUAUUUUUUCUAUAAUUGUCUGGACUUUUUGAGGUUAUUUCGUCUCAUUUGUUUUUGCAUUUUACUUUUCCUUCUUAUGCUUUUUUUCAGAUAAUUUUCUUGUAACCUUUUACAAAUUUAUUGCUAAUUGUUGGGCCAUUUCUUUUUAAGUGCCUUUUAAAUUACCUUCUCCACAUGUUUUUGAGAGAAGACCAACCAAUAUCCUCAGGUUUGAAAGGGUUAACAUAAUGUUCGAGAGUUCAGAAAAAUGACCAAGUGCAAUCAUGAAUAGAACAAUUUCAAAAACUUUUUAAAAUUGUUGAAUUAUUUUGUCAUACUGAUCAUAAAGUCAAUGAAUUAUAUUAAUAUCUCCCCAAACCAUUUUUGAAUAAAGUGACAUAAUACAGACUUAAAUGUAUCCAUGUUUGUAUCUCAAGUUAGUCACAUGUUUUUUUUCUGAUAAAGAGAGCGGGAUUAGUAAUUCCCUCUUAACAACUUUGUAUUUGUUGGUCACUACAAUACAUGUACCUUGCACUAUGUCUAAAGCCAUUAUUGUAUCGUUAAUUAUUGCGUAGACAUGUCCAUACACUAGAUGUAAUUUGAUUAUGUGUCAUCAUGUAAUUCGGUUAAUCAGAGAUAUUGAGCCAUUAUUUUCCCUGAAUUUCUCUGCUUAAUACCUGUGUUUACUUUGCCAAAACAAACAAAUCCUGAAGGUUAAAUUGCAUUGCAAAAUACUACAGACCACAGCCUGUGUGACAUUAAUGGUCCCUUUUAGUUUGAGACAUUUUGCCUAAAAGUGCAGUAACACGGAGAUAAACUUAUAGCAGACAUGGGAUGGACCUACUGUGUUGUAUGGUUUCUGUGUUUGGCAGUGAGUGAGUGUCAGCAGCCGUCCAACUCUGAGUCUGUCUCACAUGGGGAGAUCCAGUCCCCCCAGUAUCCCCAACCUUACCCUCCCAACCUGCUUAAGAAAUGGAACAUCAGGGUUCCAGAGGGCUACCAGAUCCAGCUGUCCCUAACACACCUGGAUAUUAAAACUUCUCCGGGCUGCUAUCAAGACUCUCUGACGGUUCUUCAUGAUCAAAAGGUCUUGGGGAAGUUUUGUGGCCAGGAAAAUUCGACUGAUCACCCAGGCCAAGAGCCGAUCCUCUUUCCAGGCAACAGACUGACUCUCAUCUUCCAAACAAGUAACUUCACUGCAGAGCUUCAACAGCACAUUGGCUUCUCUGCUACUUCCAAAGCAAUAGACAUAGAUGAGUGCUCACAACCUCUUGAAGAUGGAUCAGCUCCGGUCUGCUCUCAGAUCUGCGUCAACACCCCCGGCUCUUACCUCUGCUCCUGCCACCAUGAUUACAAACUUCAUUUAGACCAGCGCACAUGUUUGAUUUCCUGUGGUGAUCAGAUAUUUGACAAGCAUGAGGGACAUCUGGCCAGUCCAAGAUACCCUCAUCCCUCACCUCCUUUUCUGUCCUGCAUGUACAUCAUCACUGUGGAGCCCAGCCUCCCUAUCACUCUUAACUUCACUGACAACUUCCACAUCGAUAGCACGGACACUAAGCAAGGUCCCAGCUGUCUUCAUCACUGGCUGCAGGUGACCAUCCCAAACAGAGAGCCCAUCAAACUGUGUGGUGGAAAGAGUCCAGGUCUGAUAGUUACAAACUCCAACACUGUCAGGCUGGACUACCACACUGAUGUUGAAGGCCUGAGUCGCGGUUGGAGCCUGGACUACAACACGAAUGCUAAGGAUUGUGGAGAACCCGAACCUUUGCUGAAUGGAGGGGUGACCUUCCUGUCUGGCCUUCAGAAACGGUACCGCUCUGUUGUUCAGUAUCACUGUCAUGAACCUUUUUACACUCUCCCUGGAGGAGUAAAUGUUACUUUCACCUGUGAAGCAGAUGGAAAGUGGAGAUCUUAUCAGAACGAAGUCAUUCCAACAUGUUUACCUGUCUGUGGAAAGCCAACAAAACGAAUUUCUGCCCAUCAGAGAAUCAUUGGAGGCAGGGAAGCUCCACACUAUACCAUCCCCUGGCAAGUGCUACUGAAUAUAGAUGCAAAAAGAGCAGGAGGCAUGGUGAUUGCAGACCGUUGGAUUAUGACCGCAGCUCAUGACCUAAUACAUAAUGGAAAACCAGUAUCAAAUGAGACUGUACGGAUUUACAUGGGAUAUUCUGAUGUCAAAACCCUGCUGGGCUUUCGUGUGUUUGCUACUUCAAUCCAUAUUCACCCUGAAUUCAACCCGGACAGCUUAGACUUCAACAGUGACAUCGCCUUGAUCAAACUGCAAGACUCUGUUACAUUCAACUCAUCUGUUAUGCCAAUAUGUUUGCCAGCAGAGGGUGCCAAAUACAUCACCGGCGAAAUGGGACUGGUGUCAGGUUUUGGCAUUAUGACAAUUUACCCCCCACGGUUAACAAAAAAGCUGAGGUAUGUGCAGGUCCCUGUGGUGGAUCAGGAGACAUGCAGUAAUUCACUCAAUAAAUUUAGGAAGACAAGAGACAAUGUACCAAGACUGACAAAUAACAUGUUUUGUGCUGGAGUCCCUGAGGGUGGGAAGGACACCUGCCUUGGUGACAGUGGAAGCCCCUUUGCCCUGUUUGAAAACGGACAGUUUUGGGCUGCUGGGAUUGUCAGCUGGGGGAUUGACUGUGCACAGCAGGGAACAUACAGAUUCUAUACCAGAGUUGCUAACUACAUGGACUGGAUCGACAGGACCAUGUUGGAGAACUGA
Molecule: messenger RNA, 2772 nt
Organism: Plectropomus leopardus (leopard coralgrouper)
Lineage: Eukaryota; Metazoa; Chordata; Actinopteri; Perciformes; Serranidae
Product: complement C1r subcomponent-like
Biological process (GO): zymogen activation; complement activation
Cellular component (GO): blood microparticle; extracellular region
Molecular function (GO): calcium ion binding; serine-type endopeptidase activity
Source: RefSeq, a predicted model, not a curated record